AUGUCUGCACAGCAAUUGAAAUCCUCUCAGAGCAGUCAGUUACUUUAUUCUGCUGGUGGCGCCGUGCAAAACUUUUGGAAGUACAGGAUUGAGGAUGAUGCCUUUAACAAUGGCAAGAAGAAAUUAAAGCUAAAGGGCAAAGAGCUACAAUCAGUUCCUCAGGAGAUAUUUGACUUGAGGGAGCUUCAAGUGCUGGAGAUGAGUCCAAAGUGGGAAAGCUGCUUGAAUUAUAGGAUGGGCACUGUCCCUCAAGAAAUUGGUCAGCUGUCUGCCCUUACUGUGCUGAAUUUGGACACCAAUGAACUGCGGGAGAUCCCACCUGAGAUUGGGGCCCUGAAAAACCUGGAAGCUCUGACCCUCAGUAACAACCAGCUGAUCUGCCUGCCUGUUGAAAUAGAAAAGCUGCAAAAGUUGCAGAGCCUGCAUUUGGCCAACAAUAAUUUCCUGGAGAUCCCUGGCCAGGUGUGCCAGCUCCGCCGCUUAAAAUUUCUGGAUGCCUGUGACAACAAGAUAAAGUUCAUCCCCCACAGCAUUUGCAACCUAAAGUCUUUGGAGAUCAUGCUCCUGUAUUUUAAUGCAUUGCAGAGCCUGCCUGAUUCUAUCUGCAGUCUCACAAACUUGCGCACCCUCUGGCUGGGAAAUAAUAGCCUAAGGAGCCUUCCCAUCCAAUUUGGGCACCUCGUCAAUCUUGAUUGGGGCUGCAGCCACUCUUCUUCAAACUUUGAGGGUAAUCCACUCGAAUCCCCUCCUCCUAAAGUAUGCAGGGGUGGACCUGAAGUGAUCAGUCGUUACUUCGCUAUGUGA
Molecule: messenger RNA, 804 nt
Organism: Mobula hypostoma (lesser devil ray)
Lineage: Eukaryota; Metazoa; Chordata; Chondrichthyes; Myliobatiformes; Myliobatidae
Product: leucine-rich repeat-containing protein 30-like
Exons: 1
Coding region: 1-804 (267 amino acids)
Molecular function (GO): protein binding
Source: RefSeq, a predicted model, not a curated record